AUGUGCCGUUCGAGACGCCUGACUUUAUUCCGACGACGGCCGUCCCGACGCUCAAAUACGAACGACUCAGCCACCACUUUCAGGCGGCGAAGGCACGCGGGUUUCACCUCUGAAAUUUUCGACGGUCAGUGCAUACUCGACUCGAUCAAAUACCAAAUAGUUGAAAAGAAUUUAAUAUUGAUAAAAUGGCUUCUUCCUCAGUGGCGAGGACCUCCAAAUACUCGUAUCGUUCCUCAGGAACUGCAGGUGGUGCCGCCGAUGUCAGCAUCGAAUACAGCGCGGACUUGACUGCUCUUUCUAGGCUUGAGGAUAAAAUCCGUCUCCUUCAGGAUGACCUCGAAAUUGAAAGAGAACUUAGAGCUAGAAUCGAAAGAGAAAAGGCCGAUCUCAGCGUACAGGUAAUCCAGUUAACUGAACGUUUAGAGGAAGCUGAAGGUGGUGCGGAAAGUCAGUUUGAAAUCAACAAAAAACGCGACACAGAAUUAUUGAAGCUUCGUAAGCUUUUGGAAGACGUACACUUGGAAUCCGAGGAAACGGCCGCCAUUUUGAAGAAGAAACAUCAAGAAAUCGUCGUCGAUUUCCAAGAACAAAUUGAUUCUUACGCUAAAGCUAAAACUAGGGCCGAAAAAGAAAAAAGCAAAUUCCAAACUGAAAUCUAUCAACUUCUAGCUCAAGUUGAAAGCGUCACCAAAGAACGCCUAAUUGCUAUCAAGCAAGUUGAAAAAUUAGAAGUAACCGUCAACGAAUUAAACAUCAGAAUCGAAGAAUUGAAUCGUACCAUCGUUGAUAUAACUUCCCACAAAACUCGCCUUUCCCAAGAAAACAUCGAAUUAACCAAAGAAGUCCAAGAUCUUAAAGUUAAUAUAGAAAACGCUCUCUAUCUCAAGUCGCAGCUCGCCGGUCAAUUAGAGGAUGCCCGCCGCCGAGCUGAGGAUGACGAGAGAAGACGUUCCCUUCUGGAAGCCAAUCUCCACCAGGUCGAAAUCGAGCUCGAAUCAGUCCGCGUACAACUUGAAGAAGAAAGCGAAGCCCGUCUCGAUCUAGAACGUCAAUUAGUUAAAUCCCAAGGUGAAGUUCAAGUUUACAAAUCGAAAUAUGAGACCGAAGUCGCCGCUCGCGCCGAAGAAGUCGAAGAACUCCGUCGUAAAUUCAACGCCAGAAUCCAAGAACAAGAAGAACACAUCGAAUCUCUGUUGGUUAAAGUUAACAAUCUCGAAAAACAAAAAUCUCGUCUACAAUCCGAAGUCGAGGUUCUCAUUAUCGAUUUGGAGAAAGCUAAUAACACGGCUAGAGAACUCCAGAAACGCGUCGAACAACUUGAGAGAAUCAACAUCGAUUUAAAAACGCGUCUCGAUGAAACCGUUCAAUUGUACGAACAGAGUCAACGCGAUCUUCGUAACAAGGUCACCGAACUUCAACGCGUCGUACACGAAUUGGACAAGACUCGCGAACAAAAGGACCAGCUCGCUAGAGAAAACAAAAAAUUAUGCGAUGACCUUUCUGAUUCCAAAAAUACCAUCAGCGAGCUUACUCGUCGUCUACAUGAACUCGACUUGGAGGUUCGUCGUUUAGAAAACGAACGCGAUGAGCUGACUGCAGCUUACAAAGAAGCUGAAGCUGGACGUAAAGCUGAAGAACAACGUGCUCAACGUCUAUCUGCUGAGCUCGCUCAAUUCCGUCAUGAAGCCGAAAAACGUCUACAGGAAAAAGAUGAAGAAAUUGAAGCUAUUCGUAAGGCUACCAGCAUCGAAAUCGAACAGCUUAAUGCCCGCGUCGUCGAAGCCGAGACUAGACUCAAGACCGAAGUAACUCGCAUCAAGAAGAAACUUCAAAUCCAAAUAACGGAAUUGGAAAUGUCCUUGGACUCCGCCAAUAAACUGAACAUCGAUCUCCAAAAGACCAUCAAGAAACAAUCUCUACAGCUAACCGAAUUACAAGCUCAUUACGACGAAAUCCAACGUCAAUUACAAGUUACUUUGGAUCAACUCAGCGUGUCUCAAAGGAGAGUUCAAGCACUCACAGCUGAAUCUGAAGAAAUCAGGAGCAAUUAUGAAAGUGCUCUUCGUGGUAAGAGACAAGCUGAACAACUUGCUGAAGAAGCUGGAACUCGUGUCAACGAACUCACUACAAUCAAUGUCAAUCUAGCUUCCGCUAAGAGCAAAAUCGAACAAGAAUUAUCGGUCGUUAUUUCGGACUACGAAGAAAUCAACAAAGAACUUCGUAUAUCCGACGAACGUUACCAACGCGUGCAGGCCGAAUUGAAACACACCGUCGAAAUCCUUCACGAAGAACAAGAACGCGUUGUAAAGAUCGAAGCUAUAAAGAAGAGUCUUGAAAUUGAAGUAAAGAAUCUGUCUGUAAGAUUAGAAGAAGUCGAAGCGAACGCGAUCGUAGGAGGAAAACGUAUAAUUAGCAAACUGGAAGCACGUAUUAGAGACAUCGAAGCUGAAUUAGACGAAGAAAAGAGACGUCACGCCGAAACCAUCAAAAUCUUACGUAAAAAAGAACGUACUGUUAAGGAGGUUAUGAUCCAAUGCGAAGAAGACCAAAAGAAUAUUGCCCUCUUACAAGAAAGUUUAGAUAAAGCCAAUUCGAAAAUUACCAUAUUCAAGAGACAACUUCAGGAAGUCGAGGGUGUAUCUAGUCAAAGUAUAACUCGCGUGCGCCGUUUCCAAAGGGAAUUGGAAGCAGCUGAAGACCGCGCCGAAACCGCCGAAAGUAGUCUCAACUUAAUCCGCGCCAAACACCGCACUUUCGUCACCACCAGCACCGUACCCGGCUCUCAAGUCUAUUUGGUACAAGAGCAACGAGCAACUUCCGAAAUCUAACCAUUCUACACACUAUAGCUACUAAUAGACUGCCUACAACAGCCUUUCAAUAUUUUAUUUAAAUUAUUAUACACAUACAUCAGAAUUGCUAUUUAAAUAAAAUAAUAUCAAAACUUCAACUGGAGUAGUAGCCACUGCUAGUUUUACCUCAAAAUUUGAAAUGAAAAACGUCGCUGUAAUGUAUGAAAGAUACGUUCCACAAAAUUCAAUAU
Messenger RNA from Diorhabda sublineata, 3040 nucleotides. Its product is annotated as paramyosin, long form. Gene Ontology annotation, biological process: peptidyl-threonine phosphorylation; actomyosin structure organization. Gene Ontology annotation, molecular function: protein serine/threonine kinase activity. Lineage: Eukaryota; Metazoa; Arthropoda; Insecta; Coleoptera; Chrysomelidae. The record is from RefSeq and is a predicted model, not a curated record. Gene Ontology annotation, cellular component: myosin complex; cytoplasm; cytoskeleton. Bases 186 to 2828 code for a protein of 880 amino acids. The transcript has 11 exons.